Messenger RNA from Dreissena polymorpha, 2344 nucleotides. RefSeq lists its product as uncharacterized. The record is from RefSeq and is a predicted model, not a curated record. The transcript has 6 exons. The coding region runs from base 144 to 1730 and encodes 528 amino acids. Lineage: Eukaryota; Metazoa; Mollusca; Bivalvia; Myida; Dreissenidae.
AUUAAAACGCUGUAGCGACAUGCACAGAGACGGAAUCACAAUGAACCCUAUUCAAUGCAAAACUAUUUGCAAUCAACACGUUGGUGCAAUGUGUCCCUUGGUUUGAAACGUGGUAUUUUAGACUGGAUUUGUGCAUAAGGUACAUGAUGUGGACGCUGUUCCUGCUGCCGCUACUGGCUGCUACUGUCUGUAGUCAAUUGACGACUGAAAGAGAAGUGUUGUGGAUAAACUGCUCAUCAACGACUAAAGAAAACCCAAUUCAACUUAAUAUAUUUUCUCAGGAAUACAAGUAUCUCAUUAUUCGUCAGAAUAAUAUGUCUACACUUGUUUUGGAUAUGGAAAACUGUUGUAACGUAACAGAACAAUCACUGCCGAAAAGUUGCAGGCCUUGUGAAAAUGGAACAAUUGAGUGCGAACUUCAUUCACACGAAAACUUGACAUUAAAUUUGGAGAAAUGCGCUAUUAACUAUGAGAAACGUAUAUGGUGUGAGCAACGAUCGAUCCAGCCAACUGUCAGUGUGUUUUCUAUUUCAGCCCAAACUGUAAUGACUAGUUUUCUUUCAUCUUCCACGGAUUUUGUUCUACCUUAUGUUUCGUCGUCAAUAUCAAACAGAUUCAGUACUGUUAUUGAUAUAACAUCGACACCGGCUUCAAUGACACCCGCUUUAAUAUCGAAACCAGCUUCAAUAUCGACACUCGCUUCAACAUCAGCACUCGUUUCAACAUCGACGCUCGCUUCAAUAUGGACACUCGCUUCAACAUCGGCAAUCGCUACAAUAUGGACACUCGCUUCAACAUCGGCAAUCGCUUCAAUAUGGACAUUCGCUUCAAUAUCGACACUCGCUUCUAGCAGUUCUGACGUACUUAGCAAUGAACAAAGCAUUGAACCGACUUCAACUCAAAACACACAAGUGUCAAGCACUCAAAACUCAACAAACGCAUACGUCGAGACUUCUACUGCGCCUGCGCAAGAGUCACAUUCGCUUAAAAAUCUGUACACGUUCCUGAUUGUUGCGGGAGUUCUGUUCCUGCUCGUCAUUCUUCUUGUCUGCUUCUUCUUUUGCAGAAAGACGCGCGAAAAGGCUUCGAUAAGUCACGUGGACUAUCCAUUGGAAUAUUGGCACGACCGCGAGUACAUAGAGGGCGUGGUCGAGAAAAGCUACUGCCCCACUUCUUCCUCCCUCGUCAUCAACCCCGUAUACGAGAACGGAAAGGGCAACCAGGCCGCCACGGCGCCAACGCAGCGGUACCGGAAGAAGGAAGACUCUCUAGAUAGGCGAUCAAACCAACAAAGGAAACCGUCUGACCACUUGAAAAGAUCUAACGCCAAUCGCCAGAGGUCCAAUGGUUCGUCCGAGGGGCCGAGAAAAGCCAGGCGCGACCAUGCCGAGAACUACGUAGCCACGGCUGCCGGCAGCAACUUCUACCAAUACGACCAGCCUGCACGUGCUGAGCCGAGAACCAACUUGGACGAUGACUCGACAUACAACGAAGUCGACCUUGGAAACCCGGGGCCGGCAAACAUUACCGGAAACGGUGGGACAAGUUCUUUCCGGCCGGCCUCCCGAGAAGGACGCCGGAAGCGGCGGGCCCCUAGAGGCCCAGGGUCCCGUCACAGUGACUGGGAGAGCGAAGGGGAACGCGCUGAUCACGAGGUGUACGCCAUCAGCUACAAGAACCGCCUCCAGAAGAACCUUGAUGACUGGUCAGCGGAGGAGUCGGACGUGUGAACGGAUGUGUACCGGAUGUGUACCGGAUAUGUGACUGAAUGUGUGAUCGAACAUGUUUCCGGACUUGUGACCGGAGGCAUCGACCGGAUUUUGGAAUGAAUGUGUGACCGGACGUGUGAUUGGACGUGUGACUGAGUGCCGUAAACUAGUAUGUGUUGUGCUCUGAAAGAAUGCGGUUACAUGCAUGUGCGUGAAGUAUUGUCUCAGAUUAGCCUGUGCAGUCCGCACAAUCUUGAACGACACUCUCCCCAUUAACGGUAUUCUUUGUUUCAAUGUCGUAUAUUUUAGCGACAUUCCAGUUUCGACGGAAAGUGUUUUCCCUGCUUAACGUUUGCGGAGUGCACAGGCAAAUCUGGGUUGACACUUUACGCACAUGCAUUUAGCCCAGUUUUCCGAGAACGUUACUUAACUGACCUAUUAGCAUAUUCCGAUUAGUUUGAGUAUGAACAAGGGAAAAACAUUACGUAUAAGUGCUUUGAGAAAAAGUUCAGUUUGCAUGUAACUUUUUUAAGUAUGUAUUUUUUAAAUUAAAUUUUCUUUUCAUAUGUUAUGAUUGUUCGGUUUUUUUAUUUAAUCUCUGAAGUCAUUAUAAUAAUAAAUGCAUAUUCUAUAAA